This is a messenger RNA of Aureobasidium melanogenum CBS 110374, 1476 nucleotides long. RefSeq names its product homogentisate 1,2-dioxygenase-like protein. Gene Ontology annotation, molecular function: homogentisate 1,2-dioxygenase activity. The transcript is spliced from 6 exons. Gene Ontology annotation, cellular component: cytoplasm. The coding region runs from base 1 to 1476 and encodes 491 amino acids. Gene Ontology annotation, biological process: L-phenylalanine catabolic process. The record is from RefSeq and is a predicted model, not a curated record. Lineage: Eukaryota; Fungi; Ascomycota; Dothideomycetes; Dothideales; Saccotheciaceae.
AUGGCUCUCGCAAACAAGAACGUAGAAAAGCUUGAUCGUCCUGACGAAUACCAGAAGAUAUUCCACUGGGCAGAGACGCAGAAAGAUGGCGCUGUACCAUCCUUUGCGACCCGCAAGAACGAUCCUUACGAGUAUCAAGCCGGGUUCAACAACCAUUUCGAAUCAGAGGCUGUGCCUGGUACUAUUCCUCGCGGGCAGAACAGCCCAAGAUGCGUGCGAUUCGGUCUGUAUGCAGAACAAAUGACUGCCUCAGCAUUUGUUGCACCAAGACAUCUGAACAAAAAUGCUUGGCUAUACAGAUCGCGGCCAGCAGUCGCACACCAGGGGUUUACAAACUUGCCUGACAACACAAACACUGAAGCCAACUUCCUUCCAAUCAACCCGCGAGUCCAUAUCUCGCCAACUCAACUUGCCUGGCUGCCCUUUGAUGUUCCUGAGACGAAGCACGACUUUGUGGAUGGCCUCUGCUCUAUCGCUGGAUCAGGCGACCCAACCCUCAGAGAGGGUCUGGCAACACACGUCUUCACGGCCAAUGUCUCUAUGGAGAACAAAGCAUUUGUCAACUCUGAUGGCGAUUUUUUGAUUGUGGCUCAGCAGGGCGCACUGGACAUUCAGACCGAGUUCGGAAAAUUGUACGUCCAACCAGGAGAGAUCUGCGUCAUCCAACGAGGUCAACGAUUCAAGGUUGGCGUCGAAGGCCCUACUAGAGGCUACAUCCUCGAAAUUUGGGGUGCAAACUUUGAGCUGCCAGAACUUGGUGCAAUUGGAGCCAAUGGUUUGGCCAACGCUAGAGACUUCCUCACCCCGGUUGCGUACUACACGGUCACCAAAGACGACCCGUGGAAGAUUGUGUACAAACUGGGUGGCAAGUAUUUCGAAAGCAAACAAAAUCACUGCCCCUUCGAUGUGGUCGCCUGGCACGGAAACUAUGUGCCUUACAAAUACGACUUGACCAAGUUCGUCAACAUUGGAAGCAUCAGCGUCGAUCACAUCGACCCGUCCAUCUUCUGCGUUUUGACGGCUCGCUCGCGCGACCCAGCAGCCCCUCUAGCCGACUUCCUCAUCUUUUCUCCUCGCUGGGAUGUCGCCUCAAACACGUACCGCCCACCAUACUACCAUCGCAACGUCGCCUCGGAGUUAAUGGGACUUAUCUACGGCGAGUACGCCGGCCGUAGCGAUGAGUUCCAACCGGGAGGUGUCAGUUUUGAAUGCGGUAUGGUGCCUCAUGGUGUGGCGUAUCAAGAGUUCAAGGCCGCUUCCGCACAGCCUCCUCCAGAGAUGCGUAUCUCUGAAGGUGCGGUAGCUUUCAUGUUUGAGAGCUCUAGACCCUUUACCGUGACUGAUUGGGCCAUGAAGAGCGACAAGCUUCACGAGCACGAUCCCAAAAUGUGGGAUGAUUUGGUUGACAACUUCUCAACACACAAAGACGAGGUUGACGAGAUCUUGAAGAAAGCGGGGAAGCUCAGCUUGUCGUAG